ACCUUAAGGAACCUAACUCCCCAAUCCCCAUUGACUCAAGGUCUCGUUAUCCACAGUUGUAGACCAGAACGAGACUCCUGCAGAUAACAAGGACCACCUGUACAAAUGAAGGCUAUUGUCUGUUACAGGGGAGUAUAUACUCAUUGGGUGUUAUGGGGUGUGGUGGAUAAGAAAUAGUUAUCUGUGAAUAUGUUCAAUUAAUACAGUUUUUCUUCCUGAAAUAACAUCUUCAGAUAGGUCACUGAUAAGCAUUGUCCCUUUCCAAAAUACACAGUGUUCUGUCAAAGGAAACCAAGGAGAAUAAACCUAUUGAACUAUUCCAGGGUUCUUCAUGUUCUCUACAAAAGUCUGUCACAAAGGGUCUUUUUGGAUGGCUCAGGCUAUAGUGAUGGAGAAAAAAAGCGCUUCUUGAACAAGCCAUGAUUGGCCCAUCUCCAAACCCUCUACUCCUGUCCUACCUGAAAUAUGCCAUUAGUUCCCAGAUGGUGUCAUAUUCUACUGUAUUGAUGGCCAUCAGCAAGUUUGAUGACUUCUCUCGAGAGCUCUGUGUCCAAUCACUGCUGCAAAUCAUGGAUAUGUUCUGUGACCGGCUCAGUUGCCACGGCAAGGCAGAAGAAUGCAUUGGCCUCUGCCGUGCCUUGAUGAGUUCCCUCAACUGGAUGCUGCGCUGUGCCGCGUUCUACACAGAGAAGCUAAAGGAGCCGCUGGAGCAGGGAGCUGCUGAGAAGCAGCUUGAGAUGUGUCUGAAGCGACUGGAGAAGGUCCUGGGCAGUACCAAGAACCGGGCCCUUAUUCAUAUAGCCAAGCUGGAAGAGACACCUUCCUGGAGUGCAGUUGAACAGUCCCUUGCCAAACUAGGAGAGGGUUUGGGGCACAUCAGCAACAACCUGUUGCGGAGCCAGGCAGAGGAGUGCAUCGGCCUUGUCAAGAGUGUCCCCACCAUGCUGUCUGUACAUUCGGAACAGCUCAACAAAACUGGCUUCCCCACCAUCCACGCUGUGGUGCUGCUGGAGGGAACAAUGAAUCUGACUGGGGAGCCGCAGCCGCUGGUGGAGCAGCUCAUGAUGGUCAAAAGGAUGCAGCGUAUUCCAUCCCCACUUUUUAUCCUGGAAAUCUGGAAAGCUUGCUUUGUGGGCCUCAUUGAGUCUCCUGAAGGGACAGAGGAGCUGAAGUGGACAGCCUUCACUUUCCUCAAGAUUCCGCAAGUACUGGUGAAGCUGAAAAAAUAUCCCCAAGGAGAAAAGGAUUUCACAGAAGAUGUGAAUUGCGCUUUUGAGUUCCUACUGAAGCUGACGCCACUGUUGGACAAGGCUGAUCAACGUUGCAACUGUGACUGCACAAGCCUUCUCCUUCAGGAAUGUAGCAAGCAGGGCCUGCUGUCUGAAGCCAACAUGAACAACCUUGUAGCUAAAAGGACUGCUGACCGAGAACAUGCACCACGUUUAAAGUCUGCUGAGAAUGCUAACAUUCAGCCCAACCCAGGCCUCAUCCUGCGAGCGGAGCCCACUGUCACCAAUAUCCUGAAAACGAUGGAUUCAGACCACUCAAAAUCUCCAGAAGGGCUGCUGGGUGUCUUGGGACAUAUGCUGUCUGGGAAGAGUUUGGAUCUGUUGCUGGCAGCUGCAGCAGCUACAGGGAAGCUGAAAUCCUUUGCUCGGAAAUUUAUCAAGCUCAAUGAAUUUACCAAGCAUAUCAGUGGUGAAGGCUCCAAAGCAGCUUCGGUCAGAGCGCUUCUCUUCGACAUUUCCUUCCUCAUGCUGUGUCACGUUGCCCAGACUUAUGGCUCUGAGGUAAUCCUUUCAGAAGCUGGUCCUCCUGGAGAGGUGCCUUUCUUUGAGACCUGGAUGCAGACCUGCAUGCCUGAAGAAGGGAAGAUCCUGAACCCUGACCACCCUUGCUUCCGACCCGAUUCCACCAAGGUGGAAUCACUAGUAGCUUUACUCAAUAACUCCUCAGAAAUGAAAUUGGUGCAGAUGAAGUGGCAAGAAGCAUGUCUGAGCAUCUCUGCUGCCAUCUUGGAGAUUCUGAAUGCCUGGGAAAAUGGGGUUCUCACCUCCGAAUCAGUCCAGAAAAUCACAGAUAACAUCAAGGGGAAGGUGUGUAGCAUGGCUGUGUGUGCCGUGGCCUGGCUGGUGGCCCAUGUCCGCAUGCUGGGCUUGGAUGAGCGGGAGAAGUCGCUACAGAUGAUCCGCCAGUUGGCAACACCCCUGUAUGGCGAGAACACCCUUCAGUUCUAUAGUGAAAGAGUUGUGAUCAUGAGUUCGAUCCUUGAGCACAUGUGUGCUGAUGUCCUGCAGCAGACGGCUGCACAAAUCAAGUUUCCUGCCACCGGUGUGGAGACCAUGCCCUACUGGAACCUCCUCCCUGCCAAGAAACCUAUCAAGGAGGUGCUGAUGGGCGUCUUCUCCAAGGUGUUAGAGAAGGGUUGGGUGGACAGCCGUUCCAUCCACAUCUUCGACACCCUUCUGCACAUGGGUGGAGUCUAUUGGUUCUGCAACAACCUUGUCAAGGAGUUAUUGAAGGAGACACGAAAAGAGCAUGCAGUGCGGGCUGUGGAGCUGCUGUACUCCAUCUUCUGCCUGGACAUGCAGCAACUGACACUCACCCUCCUGGGGCACAUCCUGCCCAAUCUGCUCACAGACUCCUCUAAGUGGCAUAUGCUGAUGGACCCACCAGGCAAGGCCCUCGCCAAGCUGUCCGUAUGGUGUGCCUCCAGCUCCUACUCUUCCCACAACAAGGGGCAGGCCUCUGCCUGGCAGCGCAAGAGACACCGAGAAGAUAUCGAGGAUUACAUCAGUCUUUUCCCAUUAGAUGAUACCCAGCCAUCCAAACUCAUGCGCCUGCUUAGCUCUAAUGAAGAAGACACCAGCAUCCUGUCCAGCCCCAGUAAGUGGAAUCAUGCAGACCGCACUAUGAGCAGUUCACUGUCGGCCUCGCAGCUCCACACAGUCAGCAUGAGAGACCCCCUCAACAGAGUCCUAGCCAAUCUCUUUCUGCUGAUCUCGUCCAUCUUGGGAGCCAAGACAGCUGGAACACACACCCAGUUCGUCCAGUGGUUCAUGGAGGAGUGUGUGGACUGCUUGGAACAGGGGAGCCGUGGCAGCAUCCUGCAGUUUAUGCCCUUCACUAUGGGCUUGUUUGCAAGGAGGCAAAAAAGAAAGAAAAAACCCCCAAUCUGCUCAUUCAACUCCUGCAGUUCCAGUCAUGGCCACAUUCCAGUGCCAUCAAGACUAUUCUGCCCUGGGAAGGGAGGAACAAUUUUUCAGAUAGAAGCACUUUCCCAACCUUACUGCCCUGUUCUAAUGUUAGGACAGAGAUCCAAGGGUGAGACCCAUGUAAUGGCAGAGGCAUUGUUUCUGAAGUGGAUAAGCAAUUAUAUUGAAAACAGGUCUCAGAGUUGGUGAAAGCAUCCACCAUGUCUAGCCCUAAAAUUGUUCUGGCCAUCACAGAUCUCAGCUUGCCUCUGGGUCGCAGGGUUGCUGCCAAAGCCAUUGCUGCCUUGUGAGCAUCCCACAUGCUGUGGGCAAAGGCAAAGUCAACGAAGGAAGGAUAAUGGAGCUCAUUUCAGACAAGCAUGGUUUGUUGGAUGGUGAACAAAGCCUGAACAAGCACCGAGCCUACACAGUUCCUUCUCCCAUUUCCUCUGUGCCUUGGAUACAGAACUGUGAUUCAAGAAUCCUGGUUGGUUAAAGCACAGCUAUGGGUGUCUUCCAAGCCUGGUUUGUAAGUUUAGGCUUACAAACCAGAAAAUGAAACCAGGAUUCUGUGCUGCUGAUUCUGUGUUCCAUCUGAAUGGAUCCUGUGUUCCAAAGCAACCAGAGGACUUCUUUGAUCUGUGCAAGUACUGCACAGAAACAGACAUUGGAGCGACAAGAGAAUAUGGAAGAAAGUGUGAGAUUGGUCUCCAGUGCAUUUUCAGAGUGUGCUGCUGGCAGCCUUGGAAGUACCAUGCUUGCUGCUCCAAACUGUUGCAAGGAUUUGUCCUCUUUCCAGUUAUAUUACCAUUUAUCAGUGCCAACAACUUGGCUGAACACAUUCAUCAGUUUUUGUGGACUGCUCUCCUCUUUGGUUUGUCUUAUUUUACAAACAUCCCCCCGCCUUUUUUUAAUUAUUGAAAAAAACUGAAUUCCCAGGUAAUGUGUCUUGUGAUGAGGUGUCUGGAAAAGUGAUGCUUUUGUGUUUAAUUGACAUUCCAAUGUUUUCCACCUCAGCUACAGCAAACUAUGAAAACAAUUAUAACAAACUUCAUGAUUUUACUUUAUUUCAUAGCCCAAGUCAAUACAUAAAUAACAUAAUUAAGAUAAUACAAUAAACUUGAUUUGUACAGUAAAUAUCAUAGAACAAGUCUAAAACAAUCUACAUCUUUUAGUACUUCACAUAAUUAAAUAUCAAAGAAUCUAUCACAGCAAAACCUAAAUAUUAAAAGUAAGAGAAAAAAGAAAACUGUAAAACGAACCUUGAAGAUCAUACAUUUCUAUCCGUCCCGUUUUAAGGGACAGAAAUAAUUCUAUGUAAUUAACCUCCUUUUUGUAAUCAGUAAACAGUUUAGUUGCAGUGUAUCCUAAAAACCACUUUUUCCUGCCUACUGUGUCUUAAUCAGAACCUUGCAACAUGCACUUGACUUUGGGAUUUAAAAUGCAGCCUUUGUGUGUUCAUUGACUGUGUUCCAAUGGGCAGCUCGUCUAUGGUAUGAGCUGCAGAGAGGUACAAUGUCACCAGUAGUCACUGUGGCAGUAUUUGCAAGGGGUUGGGAAUGCCAUCUUUCUGGGAUCACCCAUACUAGUGCCCUUCCUGGCUUUUAGAUCUAGUGGAUUUUGCAGCCCUUCUUUUUACUUCUUGUUAGGUCAGAGCAGCAGCAGAUGGUGCAUGUGUCAUCCAAGAAGAUGUGAUUAUCAAGUUGGAUUUGAAGGCCAUCUUGUACUUGGCUAUAAUGCUGGACCUAUAUUACUGAGCCUGUAUUGAAUCAUGAUAACUGUGCCAAGCAAGUAAAUAAAUUGCUGAAAUUAAUCCAGUCAUAGGGGAGAUGAGGAUUCCUGUGUGUGCCAAGCAGAUGACGUUUAGAAGAGGCAUUCCCUUGAGGAUGGUACAAGGAAAGAACCUUGUGUUUUAUUCCAUGGUUAUGCAAAGAUUUCUCCAUUUCAAAUGAGACAUAUUGUGAAUAUCGAGGCAAAAGGAGAUACGCUGGUGGAAGGCCAGCUGGGGUUCCCGUGUGGAGUAGAUGUCAGUCAUCUCCUUGGACUGGACGUAGCCCUUCUCAUGGUUGAUGCUGGCUUCGAUCACACCAUCCCGGAUGGCCUGGGAACCAGACAAUCACAAGGUUGUUUGAGAUUCUAACACCGCAGUAUCAUUGCUCUUUGCUUUCACCAAGCCACGGAAGAUCCCAGCCAUGCAACUUACCUUGUGUCAAAAGAAAGUAGGGCAUGAGUGACCUUUUCAGAGAUGGUUGCCGAAACUGCAGCCUGUCUGGGAUCUCACCUAGUAGCAGCUCCACCACAAUCAGCAGCUUAUGGACCUAGUGAGUAGAUGCAAUUCAUUUGUCCUGUUGCUAACCACGAACUCACAGAAUUCUGCAUGGAUGGCAAGUGCAGUCUCAUCACCAGCCCUCAGGACCACUUGGAGGAGCCAGCUCCCACUCACCGUCUGUUUGAAGCCAACGGCUGUGUGCUGUGGUGCUUUCCUCAGGGCAUUUGUCAUGGUUCUUCGGGCUUCAGAAUAUUCCAGCUGGAUGGCCUUGAUGCGGCCUGGAAAGGAAGAGCAGAUCUGUGUCAGGGGAGACUGGCAUGGCCAUAACAGACUUAAGGCUGUUUGUUCGAUUUUGCCCUGCAGAGCUAAACUGGAGGCUAGGGAUAAGGAACAGAACAGGAGAUGCCUCAAGGAAAAGGUCUGUCAUUUCUUUACUUCCUCCCUCUCUAAGCAGCUGAAGGGAGAUCUGAAAGCUCUCAGGACUGACCCCUGAAGGGCAUGGGACAUCAACCCAGUGGAAGAGUUGUUAUGCUAUCUCUGUGCACCUCCCUCUAGGAAUACAGGCAAUGGUUCUGGUUCUCUUUCUCUCCCCCAAAAUAAGUUUACACAGCUGGGGCUGCUGCCCCCACAUGUAUGCUUAGGGUUGAAUUAUUUAAUAUUUGUUGUGUUAUGUUUUUAUUGUAACUUGCUUUGAGUUCCACAAUUAAAUAAAUAAAUAAAUAAAUAAAUAAAUAAAUAAAUAAAUUUUAAAAAAA
Hemicordylus capensis (graceful crag lizard) is the source of this 6218-nucleotide messenger RNA. It is a transcript of the gene MED24, whose product is annotated as mediator complex subunit 24. Bases 420 to 3404 code for a protein of 994 amino acids. The record is from RefSeq and is a predicted model, not a curated record. Gene Ontology annotation, cellular component: mediator complex. Gene Ontology annotation, molecular function: transcription coregulator activity. Lineage: Eukaryota; Metazoa; Chordata; Lepidosauria; Squamata; Cordylidae. The transcript has 31 exons.